UCGCCUCCAUCCUUGGGGACCUGUCAGUCAUCGCCGCUCCGACCUAAGGGCCCGCGAGACCUGUCGCUCCUCCUGGGGGUCCGGCGCCCGCCGCUCCGCCUGAGGGCCCGAGACCUGUCGCUCCAUCUGGGGGUCCGGCGCCACCGCCCCGCUCCGCCUGAGGGCCCGAGACCUGUCGCUCCCAUCUCCCUGGGGGUCCGGCGCCUCCGCUCACCGUGGCCUGAGGGCCCGAGACCUGUCGCUCCUCGACUGGGGGGGUCCGGCGCCCGCCGCUCCGCCUGAGGGCCCGAGACCUGACUCGCUCGACCUGGGGGUCCGAUCGCCCGCCG
Messenger RNA from Staurois parvus, 329 nucleotides. NCBI's taxonomy places the organism in Eukaryota, Metazoa, Chordata, Amphibia, Anura, Ranidae. The record is from the annotation of a GenBank genome assembly.